Belonocnema kinseyi is the source of this 1344-nucleotide messenger RNA. RefSeq lists its product as uncharacterized. Bases 140 to 622 code for a protein of 160 amino acids. Lineage: Eukaryota; Metazoa; Arthropoda; Insecta; Hymenoptera; Cynipidae. The transcript has 3 exons. The record is from RefSeq and is a predicted model, not a curated record.
AAUCUCUGGCGCGUUCAAAACCAGUUUACCUUUUCCAUCACAUUUAAUGAAUCCAGUUAAAAUUUCGUAUUCAAAAUUCGGUCGUAAAAGUUUUAAAAUUCAGCAAGAUUGUACCAUUUACUAAUUUUGGCAAAUAGAGAUGACAGCAUCAGAAAACGAUUUUUGCCCUUACGUAAAAAAUAUCGGUGAGACGAUCGGAGAAAUAGAAUGUCAAAUACUGUCAGAGAGCGAUGGAGAAUCAGGACAAAGUACUGUUUCGAAAAUUCUCUCUAAUGCAAUUUUGCACGCAAUGGAUGCUCUUUUAUCCGCAAUAUUGACACCAUUUAUAGUGUGGCAGUGGCUUUCAGAACACGACCAUGUAAUGAUGAUGUUGAAAGUGAUAUUUGAGGUCACAUUAGAACUAAUGAUGUGGACAAUAUUUGCCGUCGUCUCAAUACUAACAACCGGAGCUUUGCUUUUCGACGAUUGGUACAAGAGCCAAGAAAUUUCAAAAAUUGAAAAGGAUAAAAAGAUUGAAGAUCCUCAAACUGACAUUAAAGGCGAGGGACAAAAUUUUCAAACAAAAUCUAAUCAGGUUAAAAAAAUUGGAAGGUACUCAAGAGACUUCUGUGGAAAGAUUUGAUAAUUAAAAUGUUGAAAUUUAAAUUAUUAUGUACAUUUAUUAAGAAGUGCAACUUUAAUUUGAUAAUAUUUUGAUCUUUUAAAAAUGUGUAAAUCAACUUUUCUGAUACUGGCAUCUGCGAAAUAUAGAAACAAAUAUUUUCCAGUUGUGUUAUCAAAGGUUAAAGGUUGGGGGAAAUCCAUUUAUGUUUGGACAAUUUCUCAAUAGAAUGACGUCGUUUUAUUCUGGAGGUCAUCGUGCUUAUAGUAUAUAUGGAAAUUAACUUUUUAUACGUAAGAGGAAUUUACCAAGAAUUAGGUCAAUAUGUUCAGUUUAUAACUACGUGGAAUUAAAUAUUCUUCCAGUUAGUGUGCAUAAUAUGACAUUAAUUAACGAGAGGUUAUCACUCUUUGAGAUUAUGACUAAGAAAUUUAAUUUUCAAAAAUAGUAAUUCAUAUCGACAAUUGAAUCAAAUUUUAUUUAUGAACAUUACUUUUCAAUCAAACUAAUAAAUGAUUUGCAACUAGUUUGAUGACACGAAAAAGAUAUAUUUUCAACAAAAUGGUUGAGUCAUGAACCAAAUAGAUGAAUUUUCAACAGUAAGGUGUCAGUUAACAUAAAUUUUUUUUCUCCCACAAUUUAUUUUACCCAAAAAUUCCAGCAUAGAAUCACGAGUUCGUGAGUUGAAAGUCCACAUAGUACAGAGUCAGGAAAGUCGGUAAUGCUGAAAAUAAAUAAAUAAA